Messenger RNA from Nanorana parkeri, 1862 nucleotides. It is a transcript of the gene GPR85, whose product is annotated as G protein-coupled receptor 85. The transcript is spliced from 2 exons. Lineage: Eukaryota; Metazoa; Chordata; Amphibia; Anura; Dicroglossidae. Gene Ontology annotation, molecular function: G protein-coupled receptor activity. Gene Ontology annotation, biological process: G protein-coupled receptor signaling pathway. Bases 492 to 1604 code for a protein of 370 amino acids. Gene Ontology annotation, cellular component: plasma membrane. The record is from RefSeq and is a predicted model, not a curated record.
UGCAGGCUUAUUUGUCCGACUUGGGAUGGCCAAAGGUGUUUGUGAGAUGGCUUUAGGGAGCUGCAGCAGGUAGGCAAGAGGCUGCCUGACGUGCCCUCAUAGAGACACCAGUGGGCUGCUGUUGCUGGGAGAGACUGUGCUGCUGCGACAGGGGAGGAUGAAGCGAGCAGCCCAGGAACGCUCACAGCGCAUGCGUCGUCCGAGCCACUGACUAUAUUCUCAGGCAAAGGUACCUAAGGAAAAAAAAAAUCAGCAUUUUUAUAUAAAGAAGAAGCUGCACUGGAAAUAAACCCUGGUAGGAUUUUAUAGCACCAACAGAUCUCUUGACAGCAUGACACAUCAGGAGGAGGAAAAAGCAGAAUGUGUGCCUAGACAACAGCUCAGUUAGUUUUGUGGAUUACAUUUGCAGUAAAAUGUAUGGAUCUAUCUUGUGCUUGCCCUUGUAUAUAGACCAUGAGACUUGACUGAAGCAAUAAAUAUAUCCUCCAUCUAUGGCGAACGAUAGCCAUGCAGCUGACAACAUUCUGCAAAAUGUGUCUCCAUUAACAGCGUUUUUAAAGCUGACAUCAUUGGGCUUUAUUAUAGGAGUCAGUGUGGUGGGUAACCUUCUUAUCUCAAUCUUGCUUGUCAAAGAUAAGACCUUACACAGAGCUCCCUACUACUUCCUGUUGGAUCUGUGUUGCUCAGACAUCCUGAGAUCUGCUAUUUGUUUUCCAUUUGUAUUCACUUCCGUGAAGAAUGGCUCUACUUGGACGUAUGGGGCUCUUACUUGCAAAGUGAUUGCCUUUCUUGGGGUGUUGUCUUGUUUUCACACUGCAUUCAUGCUAUUCUGUAUAAGUGUCACCAGAUACUUAGCUAUAGCCCACCAUCGGUUUUACACAAAGAGGUUGACAUUUUGGACUUGUCUGGCGGUGAUUUGCAUGGUGUGGACCUUAUCGGUAGCCAUGGCCUUUCCACCGGUCCUAGAUGUUGGCACCUACUCCUUCAUUAGAGAGGAAGACCAAUGCACAUUUCAGCAUCGUUCCUUCAGGGCUAAUGAUUCCUUGGGAUUUAUGUUACUCCUUGCUCUCAUUCUUCUAGCCACACAGCUUGUCUACCUCAAGCUGAUAUUUUUUGUUCAUGAUCGAAGGAAAAUGAAGCCAGUCCAGUUUGUAGCAGCCGUAAGCCAGAACUGGACUUUUCACGGUCCCGGAGCCAGUGGUCAGGCAGCCGCUAACUGGCUUGCGGGCUUUGGAAGGGGUCCCACACCGCCCACUUUACUUGGAAUAAGGCAAAAUGCAAACACCACAGGCAGGAGAAGGCUACUGGUUUUAGAUGAAUUCAAAAUGGAAAAAAGAAUCAGUAGAAUGUUCUAUAUUAUGACAUUCCUUUUCCUGACCUUAUGGGGGCCCUAUUUGGUAGCCUGCUACUGGAGAGUGUUUGCAAGAGGUCCUGUGGUACCAGGAGGAUUUCUAACAGCAGCUGUCUGGAUGAGUUUUGCUCAAGCUGGAAUCAAUCCUUUUGUCUGCAUUUUCUCGAACAGGGAGCUGAGGCGCUGUUUCAGCACAACCCUUCUUUACUGCAGAAAAUCCAGGUUACCAAGGGAACCUUACUGUGUUAUAUGAGGGAGCUCUGCAAAAUAUUUUAGCCUUGUGAAACACUAUCCUUCUCUGCUAAGCAAUUGUGGCCUGUAGCCAUGUCUUGAGAAGAAGAUCAAGAAUGGAGCGGAAGCAGCAUUGUGCACACUUUGCAAUAGCGCACCUGUAAUCCUAUUUUAAUCUAAAGUGUUCCUGCUGGCCACCAGGGAAGGUUUGUAAUUGAAAACAAAAGGACUGAACCACAGUUUUCUUGUGUUUCUGUGGUUGAAAGCUAGAAAAAAAAAU